Messenger RNA from Camellia sinensis, 1030 nucleotides. The record is from RefSeq and is a predicted model, not a curated record. NCBI's taxonomy places the organism in Eukaryota, Viridiplantae, Streptophyta, Magnoliopsida, Ericales, Theaceae.
GACGGUGACACCUCUUGCCCCUCUUUCUCUCUUCUAUUCUAGUUCAGUUUGAAGGUUUUUGAAUUGUUGUGAGGAGAUGAGGUAGGGAUCUCCAGCAACCAAAUCUAUGGACAAUUCCAAGGUUCAAGAGAUCAUAGAGAAGCAAGUCUUGACGGUGGCCAAAGCUGUCGAAGACAAGAUCGAUGACGAGAUACAUGCCCUAGAUCGCCUCGAUCUCGAUGAUAUCAAUGUCCUCAGAGAGCGUUGCCUCCAACAGAUGAAGAAAAUGACAGAGAAGCGGAGUCGUUUGAUCGCCCUCGGCCAUGGCGAGUACUCCGAGAUCCCCGCCGAAAAUGACUUCUCCUCCGUUGUCAAAGCCAGCGACCGCGUCGUCUGCCAUUUCUAUCGCGAGAAUUGGCCUUGCAAGGCGAUGGACAAGCACUUGAGUAUAUUGGCAAAACAGCACAUAAUGACAUGUUUCGUGAAAAUACAUGUUGAGAAAAGUCCAUUCUUGGCUGAGAAGCUCAAGAUUGUUGUCCUUCCAACCCUUGCCUUUGUAAAUAGUGCCAAAGUGGACGAUUACGUGGUAGGAUUUAAUGAGCUUGGUGGGACGGAUGAGUUCAGCAUAGAGAAACUGGAAGAGAGGUUGGCUAAAGCUCAAGUUAUCUUUUUUGAGAGCGAAUCAUCUCUAAAUCCAUCAAAGUCCAGUGCAAAAUCCAGGAGCGUUAGACAAAGCUCAAAUUCGCACUCGUCAGGUUCAGAUUCUUAGUAAUAUUACAUAGAUUGCCUCUUGUUGUAAUUCCCUUUGCUUUUUGGUGUGAAGAGUCUGCUGUGAGGCUUGACAUCAUCAUCCUAUCUUAUAUUUAGAGAACUUGAAAGAGUGUUUCAGGGGCCAUUGGAAGUUGGUAUUAUUAUCAGCUUAUUUUGGUUCGAAAUUCAGUUGGUUAUGUAAGAUCCAUUCUAUCACCUCAAAACCAUCCCUUGGAUGGUUAUCGCGUGUGAUUGUGUUCCUUUCUAUCAAUUUGAUUUUGCUUCGCAUCUGGGUUACAAA